Knipowitschia caucasica is the source of this 987-nucleotide messenger RNA. The record is from the annotation of a GenBank genome assembly. Lineage: Eukaryota; Metazoa; Chordata; Actinopteri; Gobiiformes; Gobiidae.
AUGGGGUGGUGGGGUAAGGGGGUGGUGAAUGGGGGUAAGGGGGGGGGUGGGGAAAGGGAGCCGCAGGACAACAGCCGCAUGGGCACCGCCGCACUUCAGCACGCUGACAGUUCAUCGGCAUCUAUCCGGGGUGCAAGAGGCAGGGGUUCAGAUGGGCAGUUAGAUGCAGUGAACUGUAAGCGUGUGAAUGUGGGCGGGGCCCAGGCGGCUGUGUACCUGCAGCGCCUCCUGCAGCUGAAGUCUCCUGCUCACUCUGCAGCCAUCACUCUGAGCCGCAUGGAGGAGCUGCUGCACCAACACAGCUACUGCGCCCUGGACUAUCACCACGAGCUGGAGAAGUGGAGGAGCCCUGAGUUUUAUGAGCGUGAGGUUCAUCGGAUGCAGCUUCCGUUCUCGAUGAAGACGAGUGCAGUGAGUGUGGAGGAGAGGAAGCACCAGCAGCUGAGGAGGCUGCAGGAGGUCAACCACCGCCGCAGGGAGGAGAGACUGCAGCAGGACCAGGAGCGCCUGGAGGAACUCCUGUCUGUUCAGAGGGAGCUGUUCUGUUACUGUACGACUGACACUGGCCACCAGAGGGAGCUGUUCUGUUACUGUACGACUGACUCUGGCCACCAGAGGGAGCUGUUCUGUUACUGUAGGACUGACUCUGGCCACCAGAGGGAGCUGUUCUGUUACUGUACGACUGACACUGGCCACCAGAGGGAGCUGUUCUGUUACUGUACGACUGACUCUGGCCACCAGAGGGAGCUGUUCUGUUACUGUACGACUGACUCUGGCCACCAGAGGGAGCUGUUCUGUUACUGUACGACUGACUCUGGCCACCAGAGGGAGCUGUUCUGUUACUGUACGACUGACUCUGGCCACCAGAGGGAGCUGUUCUGUUACUGUAGGACUGACUCUGGCCACCAGAGGGAGCUGUUCUGUUACUGUACGACUGACUCUGGCCACCAGAGGGAGCUGUUCUGUUACUGUACGACUGACUCUUAA